CGGGGCUUGUUAUAUAGGCCGGCGGUCAGCUGACGCUCCCGCAUUGCAGACGGCUCAGCCUGAAAGGAACGAGGCUAUGGCGCGGCUCACUUGUCUCCUCGCCCUUCUCGGCUGUGUGGCUGCAGCUCUGGCAAAUCCCAUUGUAUUUCAGAAAGAUUGUGCGCAGGGCCCUGAAGUAUGGUGUGAGAACUUAAAAACAGCUUCACAUUGCAAUGCUGUCAAGCACUGUCAACAGAAUGUCUGGAACAAGCCUACAGUGGAAAGCAUCCCUUGUGAGCUGUGCAAAGAAAUUGUAACAGUGGCUGGGAAAUUCUUGAAGAAUAAUGACACAGAGGAAGAAAUCCAUGCUUACAUGAGUAAGGCCUGUGAGUUUCUUUCUGAUCAAGGCCUAGUGUCUGAAUGCAAGGAGAUGGUGGAUUCUUACCUGCCCAACAUUCUGGACAUGAUUAAGGGGGAGUUUGAUAAUCCAGGAGUUGUGUGCAAUGCUCUCACAUUGUGCCAGUCUCUUCAGAAACACCUAGCAUCCGUGAAACUGCAGAAGCAGCUUCAGUCGAACAAGAUUCCUGAACUUGACUUCUCUGAGCUGGCAUCUCCUUUUAUGGCUAAUGUGCCACUGCUUCUUUAUCCCCAGGAGCAGCCCAAAGAAAAGUCUCAGGGAAGUGGGGAUGUAUGUAAAGACUGCGUUCAGCUGGUAACUGAUGUUCAGGAAGCCGUGAAGAGCAAUUCAUCCUUUGUGCAACGGUUUAUUCAGCACGCACUAGAAGAAUGUGAACACUUGGCGCCUUCCAUGGUUGAUCAGUGCAAAGAUUACAUCUCCCAGUAUUCAGACCUGGCUAUUCAAUUAUUUGUGCAGAUGCAGGAACAGUCACCACAGUCCUUAUGCAGCAUGGUUGGGUUCUGUUCUUCUUUUUCGAAGUCUGUGCCUCUCCAGACUCUGGUACCAGCCAAAGCCAUCCAUGAACUGAAGGCAGAACCCCUUGAGAAUAGCCCAAGUCAAGCAGAAUCUCUCUCUCUAUGUGAUGCAUGUGAGAUUAUGGUGGAAGAGGUGGCCAGCCUUCUAGAGAGCAAUAAGUCUGAGGAGGAGAUAGUACAUGCAAUGGAGGCAGUGUGUGCUGUGCUGCCAGUAAAACUAAGAGACGAGUGCAAGAGCUUUGUGGAAGUCUACGGCAAAGCAAUCAUUGAUAUGCUGCUGGAGGCAACUGAUCCUAAAAUGGUAUGCGUUAUGCUGAAAUGCUGUGCAAACAAGGCUGUUCCUGCUGAGAAAAUUGCUCCAGUGCAAUCACCGGCUGGUGAUGUUUGUGAUUUGUGCAAAAUGAUCGUAGCCUAUUUGGACAAACAGCUACUAAAGAAUGCUACAACUGAGGAAAUUGAGGAAGCUCUAGAAAAAGUCUGCAGCAUGUUGCCACAGUCUUACCGUGAUCAGUGUGAUCAGUUUGUGGAGGAUUAUGAACCCAUGGCUGUGCAGCUUUUGGCAGAAAUGAUGGAUCCUGGUUUCGUGUGUGGUAAGCUUGGUGUUUGUGCAGCAUCCACAAAGCCUCUGUUGGGAUCAGAAAUGUGUGUCUGGGGACCUGGCUAUUGGUGUAAGAACAUGGAAACAGCAACUAAGUGCAAUGCUGUUGACCACUGCAAACAUCAUGUGUGGAACUAGAAGAAAACUCCCGCUUGGGUAACUUUUUUUUCUUGAAGAAAACAAGAGGAGGAGAGGAUUAGGCUGGCAGAACUAAAUCCUGGUGUCUUUAUUUCCUUUCUCUUCCAAAUCUUAAAUAACUUUUUGUGAUUUUCUUUGGUGUAGCAGUGCUACUACUGUGAAAUGAUCCACAGUGUUGAUCUGAUGCUAUUUCUGCCUCCAGUUUUUAGUUCCUUUAUGAUACAUGAAAUGCAGCUGUUUAGCAAAGUUGUUCAAUUAGCUGAGUGCCUUUAAGAGUAGAAGUAAACUAAAGGCACCCCAGCCUUGUGUCUGACCUUAAAAAUCAUUGAGUAAUUUUUUAAAGGCACUCUUGCUGAUGGAUGGUUUGCUAGAGUAAGGUUGCUGGUCAUUACAAGUGGGUAUCAUUUCAGCUUUCAUUUUACCCAGUUACUGGGCAGAAGAACCCUCUUAAAUUAAAUCCUACUUGCUGGGAUAAAGCUACAUCAGCCCUGUAAGUUGCCUGUGGAAGGAAGGGUAUUCCUGAGUAGCUACAUGAAUAUGUCUGUAAUACAGCUAAGGCUGAGUCUCCAAACUUGUUGGUGUGUGGCCUGAGAAAGUAUAUUGGACUGGGUGGCCAAUAUCCAAGGUAGUGAAUAUAAGCGUCCAUGGAAAACUGAUGCAACAGGACUGGGGCACCCAUUCAUUUUAAAAUGUAACUUCAAUACCUUGAAAACAAAGGAGUUGACUGUGUUUAAACUAAAAAAACUCAAGCAGCGUGCCUGGUAUGUUCUGGCUGACUGGAACAUAUUAGAGAGCGAACCACAUACAUGUUGACUGAAAAGGUAAAGAAAUUUGCAUGCAUGAAGUAUAUGGUUGCCAAGUAACCUUUUCCCCAGUUUCAGAAUAGCAACAAGAUUCUCUCUCUGUCACUUCCUAGUAUUGGAAUCCAUUUUUUUCUAGCAGUACAUUCUUACAUUCUGCACCCUCUUGCAUGAGUAGCCAUUCUAUGGUAUAGUGCUAGAGGUAUCUUGAAAUGUUUAGAAGCAGAGUGCCAUACUAGCCGCAUACAUCUUGACCCUAUUUGACCUUUUGAGUUUAGUGGGGGUGAUGGCUCUGGCCUGUGUAGUACCGCUAUUAGCGCAAGGCGCAGAUGUCAUUUCUGUCCCAAAUAGCAGCUUGUGUUGAUCUCCAUGCAAGUAUGCACUUCUGAAGAUUUAUAAUAGCCAUGUGGGCGAGGGAACUUUUUAGAGACCACAUAAUGCCCUUGAACCUCCGAGUGCAUAGCUGUUUAAAACAGUUUGUUUUAGUUAUGCAAAUUCUCAACAACUUAUAAGAAACCCCAGGAAGGAGGUUGACUAUUCCAGCACAUUAAGCUCAUGAGAAUGUGGAAUCAGGAUGGGACUCAUAGCAGUAAACUAAUAAUUGCUUCAAGUUAAUUCCAGCAAAGUGAUUGCCAUGUGGCUUCAUUCUUUUUCUUCCAACAAGCAUUCGCUGAGGGCUUUGACCUGAUAUUUUUUUUGUUAAAACUAAACUGCUGUUUGGUUCAAAGUUUUCACUACUCAAAAGCAAAGACUUUUGCUAUGUUACCUUUUCAUAUUAUUGCAGAUGUCAACAUUGAUAACAGUAGCAUCCUGUGCUCAUGCAGGGGAAACAUUGUCCUCUUCUUAGUGAUGGCCUUUUUGCUCUACAGGCUGUUGAACAUUUGAUGGCUGGACUGUGUAGAUGCCACUUUUUCCUGGCUAGAAUUUCUACUUGUGUGUGUGCUCAUUUUCUUCGUAGGAAAUAAAGUGGCAUAAUCUCAUGGGACAAGGAUUGUCAG
Gekko japonicus is the source of this 3446-nucleotide messenger RNA. RefSeq names its product prosaposin (gene PSAP). The transcript is spliced from 15 exons. NCBI's taxonomy places the organism in Eukaryota, Metazoa, Chordata, Lepidosauria, Squamata, Gekkonidae. Bases 77 to 1648 code for a protein of 523 amino acids. Gene Ontology annotation, biological process: sphingolipid metabolic process. The record is from RefSeq and is a predicted model, not a curated record. Gene Ontology annotation, cellular component: lysosome.